GAAAGCCAAAAAUGGCCAAGUACUUAGUAUUUGUAGCAGCAAUGAUGGUGGUGUUCUUGGGCCUUGCUCAGGCCACCAGGUUCACUGUGACCACUGUCCUCGACGAGGAAGUCGACAACCCAGUAGCCCAACGAGGAUGCCAGCGCCAAGUCCAGCAGCAGAUGCAGCAAAUCAGGAGCUGCCAGCGCUACUUAUCAUCCAGGAUCCAGCAACAACAAGGCGGCGGCGGAUACCUCGACGAAGUCAUCGAGGAGUUCGGAGUGGACCAAGCAGGAAGGCAGCCUCAGCAGCAGGAGGUACAGCAACAGCUCAGGCAGUGCUGCAACGUUCUCCAGAACCUGCCGGAGCAGUGCCGGUGCGAGGCCGUGAGGACCGCCGUGAGGAUGCAGCAGCAGGAGGGACAGCAGUGGGGCCAGCAGGGACAGCAGUCUCAGCAGCAGAUCAGGAGGCUGGCUAGUUUCCUCCCUCAGCAGUGCAAUGUGGGCCCCCAGCAAUGCCAAGUUUAAGAAGAUUGAUUAAUUACAAAAAUUUAAUCAAUCUUCUUCUUCGAAUAAUAAAAAUUUCCGUGACUUCUGAAUAAAUACAGCUAUAUAUCUAUGUAUGUAUAGCGAGCUGGCUUUUAAUAAUGUACGGAAAUCGGAUGCUUUAGUGUUUUUGUAAAAUACUUCUUCUAUCUCCCCUG
Molecule: messenger RNA, 682 nt
Organism: Oldenlandia corymbosa var. corymbosa
Lineage: Eukaryota; Viridiplantae; Streptophyta; Magnoliopsida; Gentianales; Rubiaceae
Source: the annotation of a GenBank genome assembly